Molecule: messenger RNA, 1312 nt
Organism: Aspergillus alliaceus
Lineage: Eukaryota; Fungi; Ascomycota; Eurotiomycetes; Eurotiales; Aspergillaceae
Product: alpha/beta hydrolase
Exons: 1
Coding region: 125-1168 (347 amino acids)
Source: RefSeq, a predicted model, not a curated record
CGAGGUCCACUACCCAGGCGUUGACUAUAAAGCCCAUGACACAUCACGGGAGAUAGAAGCUCUUCAUCACUCCCUUUCCAAGUCACUAUACUUAUCCAAGACUUUACAACGGAGAGCAAACAUUAUGAAGUUGAUAGGAAAAACUAUCGCCGCCUUCGGCAUAAUGAUUCCCAUUCAUACAGUGUCAGCAUGGGCACAGAACUUGUCGUACGGAGCCGACAACUUCUACCGCAGCGAUAUCGUGACGAUUACGCCGAUUACCUUCCAGGAUCAGUACCGGAUGACCAUCGGGGGCAAUCUUUUUACCCGUAACAACCUGAGUCGUAGCAUCGACUCCCCGGCCAUUAUCGUCGGCCAUCCAAUGGGUGCAGUGAAGGAGCAGAGCGCGAACCUCUAUGCCACUAAGCUAGCUGAGCAAGGCUUUGUCACCGUCUCGUUGGACCUCCCUUUCUGGGGCACCAGCGAGGGUGAUCCACGCAACGGGGUAUCGCCGGAUCUAUAUGCAGAAGCAUACAGUGCCGCAGUCGACUAUCUCGGCACACAGGACUUUGUCGAUCGUGAGCGGAUCGGCGCUCUCGGCAUUUGUGGAAGCGGUGGCUUCGUGAUCAGUGCGGCGAAGAUUGACCCGCGCCUGAAGGCCAUAGCAACAGCAAGCAUGUACGACAUGGGCGCUGUCAACCGCAACGGGCUGCGGAAGUCGCAGAACAUUGAGCAGCGCAAAGCGGUUAUCGCCGCGGCAGCAAAGCAGCGGUGGGCCGAGGUGGAUGGGGGAGAAGUUCAGUAUUCCGGCGGCACUCCGAACCAAAUUACAGCAAACUCGAGCGUGGUCGACCGCGAGUUCUACGACUUUUAUCGCACCUCCCGUGGCGAGUUCACUCCUAAAGAUACGAGACCGGAGCUCACAACACGGCCAACGACCUCGAGUAACGUGAAAUUCAUGAACUUCUACCCAUUCAACGAUAUCGAUUCGAUUUCGCCCCGUCCUCUUCUGUUCAUUACAGGUGAGCAAGCGCACUCGCGUGAGUUCAGCGAGGACGCUUAUGCGCGUGCAAGCGAACCAAAGGAGCUGUACUGGGUGGCAGGCGCCGGUCAUGUCGACUUGUACGAUCGCGUGGGUCUCAUCCCCUUCGGUAAGCUCACUCAAUUCUUCAGGGCGAACCUCCGCUAGGGAGCAGGUUGUCUCAUUGCGAAUUGAGCUGCCAGUCGCUCGCUUCCUACUCUAGUUCGGGCUUCCGGGUUUAGCCCUGACUGUUUCUCGCGCAAAGUGCAAACGAAGCCACCUCCCUCUGGCUACUCGAUUGAUGUAUUUAUC